Molecule: messenger RNA, 342 nt
Organism: Rhodotorula graminis WP1
Lineage: Eukaryota; Fungi; Basidiomycota; Microbotryomycetes; Sporidiobolales; Sporidiobolaceae
Exons: 5
Coding region: 1-342 (113 amino acids)
Biological process (GO): nucleosome assembly
Cellular component (GO): nucleosome
Molecular function (GO): DNA binding
Source: RefSeq, a predicted model, not a curated record
AUGCCCGGCAAGGCCACCACCGCAAGCUACGCAGAGAUGCUCGACCUCGCCGUCAACUCGGGCAAAGGCGAGAAGGUGUCGAGGCAGAAGAUCUACACCUACAUCCGCAUCAACUACAAGAUCGACACGGACGGCGCGACGUUCAAGCGCCACAUCAAGGCCGCGUUCACCAAGCGCCUCGACGCCGGCAUCAUCCUCCAGCAAAAGAACUCGUUCUACCUCUCGGCCAAGGGCAAGAAGCACAUCGCCGACCAGUACGACCUGUCGGACAACGACAACGAGGCGUCCGAGACCGAGGAGAACACGCCGAGUAAGCCGAGCAAGAGCGUCAAGUCCAAGUGA